This is a messenger RNA of Drosophila bipectinata, 5521 nucleotides long. RefSeq lists its product as uncharacterized. The record is from RefSeq and is a predicted model, not a curated record. Gene Ontology annotation, biological process: actin cytoskeleton organization; positive regulation of stress fiber assembly. Gene Ontology annotation, molecular function: guanyl-nucleotide exchange factor activity. NCBI's taxonomy places the organism in Eukaryota, Metazoa, Arthropoda, Insecta, Diptera, Drosophilidae.
UGAAUUAUUGUGAGAACCAUUAGCAAUGGCCUUUCAGUUGAUUAAGAAGACCUCUCUGGUGGAUACUCCCCCUUUGGAGCAACAGCAGUUAUUGCGUCGUCACAGUAACCUGGGUCUGCCCCACCAACAGGCAGCUGGAGUGGUGCUACUAAAAUAUGAACACAAACUAAACUCCGGCUCAUGGGAAGACACCUUGGACGAGCCACACCGCCACCACCACCAGCAGCCGCACCAUCCCCACCAUCACCACCACCAGCAUCAUACUCUCCAUCAUACCGGGCAGCGGCAGAUCGGUUCCCCGCCAUCCAGUGCCAGCAUCACCACCGCCCAGCUGCAUAGUGCUUUCAGUCGCCGCAUUGCCGAGCAGCGGGAGAAGAGGGAGAGGAUAAGGGAUCGACAGGAUCAUCAGCGAGAUCAGCAGGAUCGCGACUGCCCCACCGGCAUCACAAUUGCCGGCGGAAGCUAUAGCGCCAACGGUGGCCAGGCUGCCACUGUUGGUUGCAGCCGGAGUCGGAGUAGCUGCAGCAGCGGCAGCGAACGGGACACCAAAUCUCCUCAUAGGGAUCCCCCAGAAAAGGAUAACCGGCAUAUUCUAUCGCAGGAGCAGGAGCUGUUGGAAGUGCAGGUUGUGCCGCAGGAGCGGGAACGGGAACGGGAACGGGAGCAGGAGGAUCAUCUCACCGAGGAGGAGCAGACCAGCAGCAGCGUGAGUUCGCUAAGUGCCGGUAACCAACGCAAUUCCCAAUUGCGUUCCACCUUCAACAAGGCCAAGCAGCAUUUGUCCUUCGACAAAUGGCGCACGGCCGCCAUCGGAAGCACCACAGGUUCCGGUUCCGGCUCAGGAUCAGGAUCAGGAUCGCAGUCUGAGAGUCCCAACUCGAACAACAUGAUAUUGCGGCGGGCCAGUGCCUGCACGAUGCCAUCGAAUGGCUCCGGAGGAAGCGGCGGGAGCAGUUCGUCCCAGCGGGAGGAUGUCACCACGCCGGGAGAGUCGCCAGGCCGGCUAUCCAGGUGGUUCUCCAUUCGAAGGGGCUCCUCGCAUCAGUACGAUGUGGGCGGCCGGCACUCCACGGCCUCCAGCUUCGAUACCCCCGAUUCGGGAUCGGCCAGCGACAAGGCGGGCAAGACGGCGGGGUCGGGAGUAGGGGCUUCAUCGGGUGGCCAAGUCGGAGCAGCGCUGGACGCCGCUUCGCCCCAGAAGCUGGCCAAUCUGGGGGCCAGUAAGAUGAUGCCCGGCGUGCCAGAGUACGAGGACGACGACGGCUCCCCAGGAGCGGGAGCCACCAAUGCCAAUCGCUUCGACAUGGACCUGAUGAUGACGCCGGGCAGCCGGGCCAACGGCACGGCUCGCACCGCCCACAACCGGCUGGUGGUGCCGAUGCUGCCGCCCGCACCCGCCGGCCUGUCGCAGCAGCAGCUGAAGAGGCGCCACAUCGUGGCGGCCAUCGUGCACAGCGAGAACUCGUAUGUGGCGACCCUGCAGCGUCUAGUCAAUGAUUACAAGAAACCGCUGGAGGAGUGCAGUCCACCGGUGCUGAAUCCAGUGAAGAUCUCCACUCUGUUCCACUGCCUGCCGGACAUCCUGCACUCGCACAAGCUCUUCCGGAUCACGCUGGCGGAGUGCGUCCGCAACUGGGACCGGGACGAGAAGAUCGGUGACUGUUUUGUGAGUGCCUUCGGGAAGCCGCAACUGCUGGAGAUCUACUCGGGGUUCAUCAACAACUUCUCGGCGGCCAUGGAGCUGGCCAAGAUGGAGGAGAAGCGCAAGUCCGCGUUGGCCGACUUCUUCAAGGUGAAGCAGAUCAGUGCCCACGACCGGCUCUCAUUCUUCGGGCUGAUGGUGAAGCCGGUGCAGCGCUUCCCCCAGUUCAUCCUCUUCCUGCAGGAUCUGCUCAAGUAUACGCCGCAGGGUCACCAUGACCGCAUGUCCCUGCAGCUGGCCCUCUCCCAGCUGGAGCUGCUCGCCGAGCUGCUCAACGAGAGCAAGCGGGAGGCGGAGCAGUACCAGGCCUUCAAGGAGAUGCUCGGCCACAUCUCGGGCACCUUCAACGCCCGCUCCCUCAGCCUCUCCAGCGUCAGUAUGAAUGACUCUUCUAGUGGCCAUCGGCCCCGCUACCUCCUGCGGGAGGACAACGUCACCCACAUGGAGUUCAACCAGGCGGGAUUCAUCGUCAAGUGCAAGCAGCGCCGGCUCCUGCUCCUCAACGACAAGGUCAUCUGCGUCUCGGUGGCGCCCAAGCAGUCGCAUGACUUCGGGGCCACCGAGAAGCUAACCUUCAAGUGGAUGUUUCCGGUCAACGACGUGGAGAUUGUGGACAACAGUACGUCGGCCACGCUCUCGAGGAUUCUCACAGCUGGACUCAACCGCGGCGGGAGCCUAAAGUCGAACGGCAGCAGCAACGCCAAUGGGAGUCCCUACGCCAACAGUGGCACCCUGCCCGCCCAUGGCCUGGCCGGAUUCGGAGAUCCGCACAGCUCCCCGGCCGCCCAGCUGACGAACGGGGCGGACAACCUCUGCAGCGAGAUGAGCACUCUGAUGUACGACUACGAGGUGAUCUCCCGCAUCCACGACCUGGUCGGCAGCCUCAAGGGCAGCUACAAGGAGCUGAACGCCAACACGACCCGCAACGUGCUCAACCUCAUCCAGGGCUCCAUCCAGCGCAAGGACGAGGAGAUGGCCUGGGUGGACUCGUGCUGCCUGCAGCUGACCGGCCGGCACAAGUCCGGCAAGGAGGAGACCUUCACAUUCCAGACGCAGACGCCGGCGGUGAAGAAGGAAUGGAUCACGGAGCUGCGUCUGGCCCAGCUGGCCCUCGACCCGAACAACUCACCGGCGUGGGAGCGCGGCGGCACCCACCAGCCGCUGCAGCAUCACUCCAGCCCCGGAGAUCCCCGCCACACCACCUACGAGCAGCUGCAGCUGCAGGAGGCCGUCCAGCAGAAGCAGUCGCGCAAGAUGCCGCUCUUCGUCAAGGCGAUGCCAGUCUACAAGUCACAGCAUCAAACCGAGGUGCGCUGUGGAUGUUACUAUAGCAUCGCCAACGACACGAAGCUGAGCGGCAAUGCCAGGCGCCGGCACAAGCAGCUCAACUACCUGUGGAUGUGCAGCAGCGACGGCACCUCCUCCCACGUCACCGUCCUGGCCCAGCACCCCCAGCAGGCCGGCAACCUGCGCGAGGCAGGGGCCUUCGACAUCUACGAGACUCAGGUGUCGGCGCUGGAGUUCGUCAAGGGCUUGGAGGCGCAGACGAGGAGCAAGGAUGAGCCGUCGAGCCUGCUGGGUGACCUGGUCUGGCUGGGCACUGAUAGCCGCAAGAUUCUGGUCUACUCGGCCCGCAAUCCGGAGCAGGAGGAGCAGCUGGGCAGCUACUCGGUGCCGGGGGCAGUGCAGCGGAUACUCUAUCACUUCGAUGCCGUCUACGUGGCCCUCUCGGGAGCCAUGGUGCUGAUCUAUCGGCGCGGCCACGACGGCAUCUGGCAGCUGCGGGAUCCCCAGAUCGUGCGGCUGGGCGACACGGACCUGCCCGUGCCCAGCCUCCUGCCCAUCAACAUGUGCAUCUAUGCGUCCUGCGGCAACCGGGUGUACGUCCUGAACGCCCUCAACGGUGAGAUCCAGCGGAGCUUCGAGGUGCAGCACGGCGCCAGCCAGCAGGUGAACCUGAUGGCCCACUCGGGCAUCGGCCUGUGGAUCUCGCUGAAGAACUCCACCAUGCUCUGCCUCUACCACACGGAGACGUUCAAGCACCUGCAGGACAUCAACAUCGCCUCCAGCGUCCUGCGGCACGACGGCAAGAAGGAGCAGCCGCUGAACAACAGCUCCGUCUACGUCACCGCCCUGAUGGCCUGCAAGGGUCUGCUCUGGGUGGGCACCAAUGUGGGCAUUGCGGUCACCAUACCGCUGCCCCGCCUGGAGGGUGUGCCCAUCAUCAGCGGUGGCAUCAACAUGUCCUGCCACGCCCACUUCGGACCCAUCACCUUCUUGCUGCCGCUGAUCCCCAAGGUGUAUCCCAGCUACAAGCCGCCGAUGGGCGGUGGCGGAGUAGCGGCGGGAGUGGCACCUCUGGUGCCCAGCAUGGGCGAGGACCUGCAGCUGCCGGCCAUCGAUGCCGAUCCCAAGCUGGAUCUGGACGAUAGCGCCGUGAUCCUGCGCCGGGACCUAGUCAAGGAGGAGCAGGCCACCUCCACCCCCAUUGCGGGCUCUGCCGGGGGACUGCUGGCGCGGGACCUGAUCACCGAGGGCGACGAGUCGGCCGCGUCCGCCGCAUCCGCCGCAUCCGCCGCCUCCUCGCCGCGCAGCUCCAAGCUGGACAAGCAGCACUCCCUGGACCAGAGCUUCACGGCCAAGAUACGCGCCUCGCUGGCCAACUCGCCGGCCUUCCACCGCAAGCGGUUCCGCGAGGAUCCCAACCGCAUGUCGAAGACCCUGCCCCGGGGACUGGGCGCCACAGCAGCUGCCGGAGCAGCCAAUGGCGGGGCAGCCGCGGCUGGAACUGCAGCGGCGGCGGCGGGAGUGGGAGGAAACCAUGGCGAGCACGGCUACUGCGACGUGUACGGACUGUAUGGGAAGCUGAUCUUCGUGAAGGAGGACUACGACGCGGAGGAGGGCAACCAGGGCAACCUCAUGGACAUGAUGUACGAGGGCAUGCGCCGCUCCGACCCCGAGCUGGCCGCCAUACCCGGCAAGGUGUGCACCCUGGACCGCCGGCUGCGGAUGAAGGCCUCCCGGCCGAGAUCACUGGACCUCUCGAACUGGUCGGUGGACUCCAAGUCCUCCAGCCUGUACACCUCCUCGGGCAGCGAGGAGAGCAUGGGCAUACGCCUGUUCGGGGGCCGGUCCGUGUCCCGGAACAGCAGCAGCGCCAGCCACAAGACCUCCGGCACGGGCAGCGACCUGGGCAACAUAUCCGAGAACGGUCUGAUGACCACCGCGGACAUCCACCACCACCAGCAGCAGCAGCAACAACAGCAGCAGGUCGGCAAGGCGGAUGAGCCUGGAAGACUGGGAGCUGGAGGAACCCCCGGAGGACUGGACAAGCCGGCCGCCGCUGCGGUGGCCACCCUGAAGCGGAAACAGAAGCAGAACUCCAAGCAGCAGCAGCAGGCCAGCGCCGACGGGCCGCGGACAGUGAUCACCCUGAUGGGUGGACGCGGCUACUGGCGGCAGAUGUGGUACAACACCACCACAGGUGGUUCCCCCAGCCACAAGAACAGCUCGUUCGGCGGCGCCCCCGGCAACGACUCGCAGUCGGACGCCCCGCUGGCGGCCAACUCCAAUGACGCCCACAUUGUCGUCUGGGAGAAGAAGUUAUAAUCGCAGGAGCUGGUGUGCUGCUGCACCCUUCAGCAGCACCCCCACCAGCACCAUCCACCGCUCACGGAUCUGUGGCGCCACCAGGCACAGCACCAGGCUCAGCAGCAGCAGCAGCAGCGUCGUGGGCGGGGUCGUGUCCGCUUCCGGGGAUCCUUUAUGCAGCGGGAUCGUAGUGCCGGCACUGAGACUGGCACGGGAACUGGAAGUGGC